Messenger RNA from Cajanus cajan (pigeon pea), 1344 nucleotides. Its product is annotated as anthocyanidin 3-O-glucosyltransferase 7. Gene Ontology annotation, molecular function: UDP-glucosyltransferase activity. Lineage: Eukaryota; Viridiplantae; Streptophyta; Magnoliopsida; Fabales; Fabaceae. The record is from RefSeq and is a predicted model, not a curated record.
AUGUCAAACUCAACAGAAAACAAACAUAUAGCAGUGUUUGCUUUCCCCUUCGGAACCCACGUUAUUCCUCUCUUGAACCUUGUCAUCAAACUAGCGAAAGCCGCUCCACACUGUUCUUUCUCAUUCAUUUCCACAGAGAAAUCUAAUGCACUAAAUUUCCCAAAACCCCACAUACCGAUUAACAUCAAGACACACAACAUAAGUGAUGGAGUCCCAGAGGGUCACCCACUAGCCAACCACCCGAUUGAAAAAGUGAAUUUUUUUCUCAAAACUGGUGUUGACAACAUCCACAAGGGUAUACAACUGGCGGAAGCAGAAACAAAGACGAGAGUCACUUGCAUCAUCGCCGAUGCUUUUGUAACCUCUUCUCUCCUCGUGGCCAAGAAACUCGAUGUUCCUUGGAUCGCGUUUUGGCCUCCCGUCUCAUGCUCACUUUCUCUAUAUUUCUACGUUGACAUGAUUCGUCAACACCAUGCAAACUGUGAUGCAAAUGCAACCAUGGAUUUCCUUCCCGGUUUGCCUAUGAUGCACGUUGUAGAUAUGCCACACGAUCUUCUCUUUGUUGGUGAAAAGGAGACAACCUUUUCAAGGGAAUUAGUUUCGCUGGGUACGGUGCUACCUCAAGCUAAGGCAGUAGUUGUGAAUUUCUUUGAGGAAUUAGACCCACCGUUGUUUGUUCAAGACAUGAGAUCCAAGUUGCAGUCUAUGUUUUAUGUUGUUCCUGUUAGCUUCCCUACAUUGUCUGUCACAGAUUCAAGUGGAUGCUUGUCAUGGUUGGAUACGAAGAGUUCUAGAUCAGUGGCAUACGUUUCCUGUGGGACUGUCGUGAUUCCAUCUCCACAAGAGCUUGAGGCGAUGGCAGAGGCAUUGGAAGAAAGUGGGUUGCCAUUUAUUUGGUCUCUAAAGGAAAAUGUAUUGCCUCUUUUGCCAAAAGGGUUUGUUGAGAGGACCAGUGCGCGAGGGAAAAUAGUGUCUUGGGUUCCACAAACCCAAGUUUUGGCACAUGAUUCGGUAGGAGUAUUUGUGACUCACUGUGGAUCUAACUCUGUGACUGAGAGUCUUUCAAGUGGGGUUCCUAUGAUCUGCAGGCCAUUCUUUGGAGAUCAAGGGGUGGCUGCGAGAGUGAUAGAGGGUGUUUGGGAGACUGGAGUCAUAAUAGAAGGUAGAGUGUUCACCAAAAGUGGAUUGCUUAAAAGCUUGAAUCUAAUUUUGGUGCAGGAAGAGGGGAAAAAGAUUAGAGACAAUGCUCUUAAGAUGAAGAAGACUGUGGAAGAUGCAGCUACGCCUGAAGGGAAAGCAGCACACGAUUUCAUCAAUUUGGUGAAACUAAUUUUUACACCUUGA